Alosa alosa (allis shad) is the source of this 1176-nucleotide messenger RNA. RefSeq names its product proteasome subunit alpha type-7-like. The transcript has 7 exons. Lineage: Eukaryota; Metazoa; Chordata; Actinopteri; Clupeiformes; Clupeidae. Gene Ontology annotation, biological process: ubiquitin-dependent protein catabolic process. The record is from RefSeq and is a predicted model, not a curated record. Gene Ontology annotation, cellular component: nucleus; proteasome core complex; proteasome core complex, alpha-subunit complex. The coding region runs from base 168 to 923 and encodes 251 amino acids.
UUGCGUAGUGUGUAGGAAGUGUACGAUUUGAAAAAAGUGUCUGCUAACUCGGGCUAGCAGAGGGCUAGUCAGAUUCACAUUGUGGUGCAUAUAUUCCCGGAAGCAAUUAGGUAGAUACUGGGCCAUUCAAUCUUUUACAUUGGUCAGUAUUUUAGUAAGUGAAUGCGAUGGCAGCGAGAUAUGAUAGAGCUAUUACUGUAUUUUCUCCCGAUGGUCAUCUCUUUCAAGUGGAGUACGCCCAAGAGGCUGUCAAGAAAGGAUCCACGGCUGUCGGCAUAAGGGGUAAAGAUAUUGUUGUUCUGGGUGUUGAAAAAAAAUCUGUGGCAAAAUUGCAAGAGGAGAGGACAGUCCGCAAGAUCUGCGUGCUGGACGAACAUGUCUGCAUGGCCUUUGCAGGUCUGACUGCAGACGCACGCAUUGUCAUAAACAGGGCUCGAGUGGAGUGUCAGAGUCACAGACUGACUGUGGAAGACCCUGUCACAGUGGAAUACAUCACAAGAUAUAUUGCCACCCUUAAGCAGCGUUACACCCAGAGCAACGGGCGCAGACCGUUUGGAAUCUCUGCGUUGAUUGUGGGCUUUGAUUGUGAUGGGACUCCCAGACUCUACCAGACUGAUCCGUCAGGCACCUACCACGCGUGGAAGGCCAAUGCCAUUGGUCGUAGUGCGAAAACUGUGAGGGAAUUCCUAGAGAAGAAUUACACGGAGGAGGCCAUUACUGGUGACAACGAGGCCAUCAAACUGGCUAUUAAAGCUUUACUGGAGGUGGUGCAGUCAGGUGGAAAGAACAUUGAGCUGGCUGUCAUUAGGAGAAAUCAACCACUGAAGAUUUUGGAGUCAAAAGAGAUUGAAACGUUGGUGGCAGAGAUUGAGAAAGAGAAAGAAGAGGAGGCGGAGAAGAAAAAACAGAAGAAGUCCUCUUGAAGCCCCUGUACUUCCUCUCCUGAAGCCCCUGUACUUCCUCUCUUGAAGCCCCUGUACUUCCUCUCUUGAAGCCCCUGUACUUCCUCUCUUGAAGCCCCUGUACUUCCUCUCCUUAUCCUGAUGUUUACAUUUUUUUCCACAAGGAUGGACCUAGAUGCUAGCUAUUUAUUUUCAACAUGUAAUGGUCUUAACAGUAAUGUAACAGACUGAGGUUGUCGGCCUUUUUGUGUAAUAAAAACAUCUGUUCAACAUG